AUGAGCGGAGAAAAAGAGAGAACAAAACAGAACUCACACAUGCAUUACAAGCAUCAAACACCUAAACCUGACGGUUCAAGUGCUCCAAAGAAUCCUCCUUUGGAAGCAACCCACCGAAGCAACACACAAGUGAAUCAUAUGCUUUUCUCAUCUUCGGUGCAUACUACCCAGCUUGAUACAAUCCCUGUAGUCAAUCCAAGUCCAACUGGAUUGACUCCCACACCUUUUGUGAACCCGACAACAUCACCACCAGCACCUACCACAACAGACCCAGGCACAAUGCCAACGCCGACACCACCAACCACAACCCCAACCCCAAACCCAACACCACCAACCACAACAGACCCAGGCACAAUGCCAACGCCAACGCCACCAACCACAACCCUGACCCCAACCACUCCCACCACCACAACUCCUACAUCAUCAGGUGGAACUUGGUGUAUUGCCAGCCAAGCAGCUUCACAAACUGCCUUACAGGUAGCUCUUGAUUAUGCUUGUGGCUAUGGAGGUGCAGACUGUGCAGCUGUUCAACAAGGCGGAAGCUGUUAUAACCCAAACACUCUCCGUGAUCACGCUUCCUACGCCUUCAAUGAUUACUACCACAAGAACCCAGCUCCUACUAGCUGCAAUUUUGGAGGAACAGCUCAAAUCACCAACACUGACCCAAGUACCGGUAGCUGUCACUAUUCAUCAUCCACAGCAUCAACCAGCACGUAUUCACCAGUUAACCCGUCACCACCACCCCCAACAACGAUGACAACACCAACGAUGCCAACUCCAUACACCCCAAGCAUUGCUACACCAGGUGGUGGAUCUACAAUUUAUGGUUCGGAACCAACAGAGUCCCCCAACUCAGCCACCUCUAUCUCAUCUUGCAUGCUGCUGCUAUUCACCACGACUGGGCUCUUGGGGUCACUUCUUGCAGCAAAUUAUCUCUAA
Prunus armeniaca (apricot) is the source of this 939-nucleotide messenger RNA. The record is from the annotation of a GenBank genome assembly. NCBI's taxonomy places the organism in Eukaryota, Viridiplantae, Streptophyta, Magnoliopsida, Rosales, Rosaceae.